Panicum virgatum (switchgrass) is the source of this 1492-nucleotide messenger RNA. Its product is annotated as caffeoylshikimate esterase-like. The record is from RefSeq and is a predicted model, not a curated record. Gene Ontology annotation, molecular function: lipase activity. Gene Ontology annotation, cellular component: membrane. The coding region runs from base 285 to 1310 and encodes 341 amino acids. The transcript has 4 exons. Lineage: Eukaryota; Viridiplantae; Streptophyta; Magnoliopsida; Poales; Poaceae.
GAUCAGAUAAAUGGGUAUCGAGAUACUCCUGCUUAAUUGGCCUCCAUCUUAUCUCCUCUCAAGUGUAUGCAGUCAACUCUUCUCGAUGUCCUCUCUGGCCUGUUCUCUGCCUGCUGCUGCUUAAAUUUAGUAUUUGAUUUCCAAUCAAUAUAUAAUCAUCCCUGCCGGCCGGCCCUGCUAGCACGCAGUUGUUGAAUAUACAAUCGUCUUGGUGGUCUUGUUCCUCCAUUAUUCCGGCGCCAUUGAGUACUGCAGGGCCCCAGCAAGCACAGAGUACUGCAGCGAUGAGCAGCGGCAACGGCGGCGGCCGAGAUGAUGGCGGCGGCGAGGACGACCAUGUCCUGGACCACGAGUACCAAGAGGAGUAUGUGAGGAACUCGCGGGGGAUGAGCCUCUUCGCAUGCAGAUGGCUGCCUGGAAAGAGGUGGAGGACCAAGCAGGGUCCUCGUCCUCCCAAGGCGCUCGUCUUCCUCUGCCAUGGUUACGCCGUGGAGUGCGGCGUUACUAUGCGCGGCACCGGCGAGCGCCUUGCCCGUGCCGGCUACGCCGUCUACGGCCUCGACUACGAGGGCCACGGCCGCUCCGACGGUCUGCAGGGCUACGUGCCGGACUUCCAGGCCCUCGUCCAGGACUGCGACGACUACUUCACCUCCGUCGCCCGCUCCCACCCUCACCGGCGCCGCUUCCUUCUAGGCGAGUCCAUGGGCGGCGCCGUCGCCCUUCUCCUCCACCGCGCUCGCCCCGACUUCUGGGCCGGCGCCGUGCUCGUAGCGCCCAUGUGCAAGAUCGCCGACGACAUGCGGCCUCACCCGGUGGUGGUCAACAUCCUCAGGGCCAUGACCUCCAUCAUCCCCACCUGGAAGAUCGUGCCCACCGCCGAUGUCAUCGACGCCGCCUACCGGAUGCAGGACAAGAGGGACGAGAUCCGGGGCAACCCCUACUGCUACAAGGACAAGCCGCGACUCAAGACCGCCUUCGAGCUGCUCAAGGUCAGCUUGGACGUGGAGGCAAACCUCCUGCACAAGGUGUCCUUGCCGUUCCUGAUCGUGCACGGCGGUGCGGACAAGGUGACGGACCCUUCAGUGAGCGAGCUGUUAUACCAAUCGGCGGCGAGCCAGGACAAGACGCUCAAGCUCUACCCAGGCAUGUGGCACGCCCUCACCUCCGGUGAGUCGCCCAACAACAUCCGGACUGUUUUCCAAGAUAUCAUCGCUUGGCUGGACCACAGAUCGACGGAGGAGCUGCUGCCAGAGCUGGAGCAGAAGGCCAGGCAUGACCACCAACAUCACCACCAGCAUGCAGGCAAAUAGCUAGCUGCUAUAGCUAUAUAUAUGUAUACUACGUGAGCAUGGAGUUAAAUUAAACAGAGUUUGGGUUGUUAGAUUGACUAUAUAUAUUAUUGAUGCUAGCUGCAAGGCGGCCUGGCAUGUCAUGGUUAUUAUUGGACUAAAAAACACAUAAUAACAAAACACCUCAUAUGUUCUACUAGCUA